This is a messenger RNA of Vitrella brassicaformis, 4634 nucleotides long. The record is from the annotation of a GenBank genome assembly. Lineage: Eukaryota; Vitrellaceae.
AUCACAUCACCUCGAGGUCAUGGAGGACUGGACUCAAGCAGAUCUGACCACCAGGUGAUGCCGCCGCACACAGAUUCUUUGGCUGCUGGCCGAUAUGCUUGUGUGCUCUCAGGCUUCGGGGGGCCACCGAAUCGGCUGCCCUGAAAGGGCUGAUCUGAAGGAGGCCCUCUGAUGGAUGAUUCAGGCAGAUCUGGCCCACAGGGAAUGUGGGGCUGCGAUUUUCAUGAUGAUCCCACGGGAGCCACCGAAUUGGCCGAGGAGCAUAACGAUGACACUCACACACAGGUGGGUGCAGCGAUGGAGUCAGUGGUGCUGAUGUGAGUCUGUUCCUUACCCUUUGGUCACAGGUGGCAGACGGUGGUUGUGCUGCCGCGGCUGCAGCUCCUUACUACGGCUCAUAUUAUCAGGUGGGAUUCCCGACAGUCAUUGGAUGGCAUCUCUUGACCUCUGUGUGUGUGUGUGCGUGCUGCAGCCAUUCGGCGGUGUGCCUGGGAGUGCCGCUGGUGGUUUGGGGACUCAGUCGCAUCCCAGUGAGCCGCAAUCAGGAUGUGACCCUGCAGCCGACGGAUACGCAUCAGGUAAGCGGACACGCAAGGCGCUCCGAUUGCCGUGCAGGCAAAGAUGCAACCGUCGAUUGUGUGGUGGCUGUAGGUGACGCUGAGUGCUUUGGUGGGAGUCAGCCAUUGGGACAUGUGAGCCCACCAGACGAUCCUCUCGAUGGCCUGCAUUUGCUCUUUGGAGACGACGACCAUCCCGCCCAUGCCACAGCGGGCCCCUUCAUGCAGCAGCAGACACCGCGGGUGAGAAAACGAACGAAAGAGACUCACUCGUUGAUAUGAUUGUCUUCUUUGUGUGUGGUCAGUAUCCUCACCCUCACUAUGGCUUCCCGCCGUACCAAAUUCCCCAGCUGGCGCCCACUGCGGGAGAUGCCCCUAACGUAUGACUCUGAUUCCUCCCACCAAUCCAUUCACUCACUGCCCGUCACAUAGCCUCUCUUUGUUUGUGUGUCCUGCAGUUGUCCACUGAGAGGGCACCGGAGGUCACUAUCGGCGAGCGGCUGCAGCUGGUGGACGACUUCGAUAGGCGGCUGCUGUCGGGUGAGCGUAUCAGCAUGGCGAAGUUCGCGAAGGAGAAGGGCCUUACGCGUGACCAAUUCAAGCAGUGGUACUAUGCUAUCAAGAGGCAGCGGGAGGAAGGCAAGCAGAUCAUCGAUCCGAACAAGAAGCGCAACAGACAGCCGCAGUACCGGCAGAUUGAGGACGAGAUGAGGCAGUGGAUGGCUGAGCAGCCUGACCCGAUGAGUGUCCCUCCGAAGGACAUCAGAGAGAAGGCGAUGGAGAUCAAGAUUCGGCUGGGCGUCAGAGGCUUCUCGGCGAGCGACAGCUGGGUGAAGGGUUUUAGAAAUCGAUACAGACAGGUGGGAAAGAAGAGACAGGCACGACAGAGGUCCGCCAUGGUCUCAGAAUCUCGAUCUCAUUGUCUGGCCAGGACCCUCCCACACCAGCUGAGCCCCCUGCGGCUGCCGCUGCUGCUGCAGCUGGCGAUGACACCGACGGAAUGACGGUAAGUGAAGAAUGCAUGCGGGUACAUCGGUCCUGAUGAUGGUGGUGGCAUUGUGUGCAGUUGAUGAGCGAUGAGGAGUUCGAGACGGCCGGACAGGAGCUCCUUGAGGCACUGCAUGGGGCAGUCGACGACUCGGCAGAGGAAGAGGCACUUAUCACUCGGCUGCAGACACAGUCGCCACAGGUCAGCCGAACGCAUCCACGUGUGGGAGCGGGCGAAGAUAUGAGUGCGCUGUGUGCGGUCAUCAGGAUAUUGGGCGACUGGUGUGGCGGCUGGAUGGCGUGUAUGCCGACCAGUCGCUCACCGAUGCAGUAAGGAACCGAGACAUGUGACUGACAGGGCUGUGCUCUAUCUUCCUCUGCAUCUUUCAGGUGCGUCUCCUCGCUGCACGCGUCAGUGGACAUCUGCGACAGGUAACCACAUGUGUGCCGAGUGCGUCCAUUGCAUGCAGACGACGUUUGACGGUUGGCAGCCAUCGAGCACUAAUGUACUGCCGUCACUGUCGAUAUCCUUCCCAGCACACGGCCCCCCACCUCCCGUGGCCGCAUCGGCUUCAGCCGCUGCGGGCCCCCCUCCUGCGAUGCAUCCCCUUCACCCCCAUUUCCAUCCCAUUCCCCUCACUGACCAGUCAGAGCCACGUUCGCAUGCGGUUGCUGCAGCUGCGGCCGCUUUCAGCACCCAGCUGGCCCAUCUAUCACCACUGCAGGGCCAAACAAGCGAGGCAGCAGCCGCCGCCAGCGACCAGCCGGCCGACGGCACACCAUCAGAGCGACAAACCAUGAGCGUAAGCCAAAAGGCCAAGAGCGAUGAGCUUUCUGACGACUGAGCUGUCCCUCUCUGUUGUCCGUCAGGUGGUGCCGUCUACGAGCAGACAGACCAACGAGAGAGGGCCCCCGACAAAGAUCCGCAGGGAUGAGAAUCGCAAACACCGUGAAGGCGCGCCGUCUGCGGUGAGCAGACAUAGGCCGGCAGACAGUGGUGUAGGAAUUGUGGUUGUGUGAGACGUGUGCAGGUUCUGUCUCGUUCAUCAGUUAAGUCGGGCGUCAGCAACACUGUCGACGACCGGCUGAGUGACAUUCUGGAGGUCAGAGAGACACAGAGGACCGGACAGACAGACAGACAGGCAGACAGCGCGACCUAGGUGUUGUACAUCUCUGGUAUGUCGUCAGGAUGAUAACGUGAUUACUGUGGCUGACGAUGUGGAUGGUGAUGUUGUGACAGCCCCACAAGACACGCCGCUAGGCUAUGUAAGACCCAGGAUGACACAAGGAAGGCAAACAAUGUGACCGCCGUUGUGUGCAGAUUAUUGUUGGCAGCAGUCUGAACGCGACUCAGUGCGCGGCUCUCCGCUCCCUCUUUGUGCCGUCUCUGUUCGAGGAAUGUGAUUUCAAAUUGUUAUACAGGUAGCAGACACAAUUCGACACAUUAACAUCGACAGUGACGUCAUCGAUUGGUUCGUUUCUCCGGACAUGUCUAUCAGGGCUUCCCGCGACGGGCCAUUGUAUAAUGACUUUCUGCGGUGUGUCGGCGAUGCAAAUGGCCUGGUGUUUGUAAUGAAAAAGAGCCAGUACGUGUUCGGCGCCUGUAUAAGUCAAUCCAUUAGGCUGCCCACCGAUGCAGCCGCCGUCAGCGAGUAUGGGUGCGAUGGAUGGCAUUUCUCUCUUUCCGGCCACUUCGAAGGAGCGAAAACGAUGAUGAAAUGUGGGCAGUCAGUGUGGGUGGCCGGAAGACAGGGGGCAGUGUAUGGGCUGAGCAAAGUGAGGAUCUGGUUUCUGUGUAUGGGUGCUGGUGCUGAUAUGCGGAAGUGCUGUCAAUUCAUCCCGUGCGACCAUGUGCCUGAGGGCUAUGUGGGGGUGAGGGAUGAGCGUGGCGAUGCCCUCUUUGGGGGCAGUAGGCACUUCAUGGCUGAUGAGGUCGAGGUCAUUCGCGCCGGCCCCCUAUCAGUCGUCUCUCCUAAGGUGACACACACAUACACACACACACACAAAUUCACAAUUCACACACACACACACACACACACACAGAGAGAGAGAGAGAGGGGAAAAGUGAUGUUGUUGUCGCCUGUCGUGCCAUGCUUCAGUUGGUCGAUGACACUAUAUUGGAUCCCAUCCAAUGCGCGGCACUCUACGGCUUUCUCGACCUAGCGACGGGGGAUAGUCUAAGGGUUAUCUACAGGUACGUCUGCUCAUUCACAUCGCUGAUUUCAUCUAUCUCUUCCUUCCACUGUGCAGAGCGGCUCGUGACGGGCCGUCGUAUGGUGACCUUCUGCAUCGUGUGGGCGACUCGAAGCGCCUGGUGCUCGUCGUCAAGAAGGAACACUACGUAUUCGGGGCCUAUAUGAGUGAUGCCAUCAAGCCGCCCGAUGACCCAAGAGCCUUCAACCACUAUGAGUGUGACGUGUGGGAAUUCUCGCUGGCCGGCCACUUCGACCAACCCUCCCGGUGGCCAGUGGAGAUGGCCAUGGGGGAAGGCAGGCAGUCGGUGGGGGUGGCUGGAUGGAGGUCACCGCAUUGGCCGAAGCUGUGUAUUGGUUGGGGGAUGAGGAUCGGUACUUUUGACCGCAAGGGUAUCUAUUUUGACCGCAAGGGUAAUUACCUGUCGAGUUCUGACGAUGUGCGCAGCUGCUCUCACGCGAUCGUGAGCCGACGUAUUCCUGAGGGCUAUGUGGGGGUGAGGGAUGAGCGUGGGGAUGCCCUCUUGGGGGGCAGUGAGCACUUUAUGGCUGAUGACGUGGAGGUGCUUUUGGUGUCACCACGAGCGACGGUUAAGAAAGAGCGUCCUGGUCUUUCUCUUCUGUCCGCACUGUUUGGUGGCGGUGAGACAUUCACGUCCGGCUACGUUUCGUCGAGCUGGGGCGUCACUGGCACUUGAGGGUUGUGCAGAUGCGGUUGAUGGACUGUAUCUUGUCUUCUGUGCUCAUGCGCUGUUCGACAAUGCUGUCUGCCGUCAUCUUUACUGCUGUCGAUGUGCAUGUAUGUGUGGGGUUGCGGCAUCGAGGCCGGGGGGAUGUUACAUCAGUCUCUCUCUGUCUCUCUCUCUGUGCGUGUGUGUUUGUGUGUGAGCUGUGAGUG